Molecule: messenger RNA, 990 nt
Organism: Cladophialophora bantiana CBS 173.52
Lineage: Eukaryota; Fungi; Ascomycota; Eurotiomycetes; Chaetothyriales; Herpotrichiellaceae
Exons: 1
Coding region: 1-990 (329 amino acids)
Source: RefSeq, a predicted model, not a curated record
AUGGAGGGUCUCAAGAUCGACGAAAAAGGAGAGCCCAGGUUACUCCGGUCCUACACGCUCAGACUGGUCGGCGACUGGGGCGGAGCCAACUUUCACCGGAUCUGCUCGUGGCUCACGCAGGAGUUCUGUGAUCGAACCGGUCCCGGAAGCCGGUCGGCGAUCUGGAGCCUACGAGACGGAGGCCUAGACGGGUUGAAGCAGCUCAAUGAAGGAGCCGUCGACCUGGCCAUUGCUACACCAGCCGCGCUGAUGCGACGAGCCCUUACAGGUGACAGCCCUUUUACGACAGCGAUGCCGCACUUGCGUGCCUUGGGCGUGCUCCCCCAGAACGACCGGAUGGUACUCGCUGUCGACCCGAAUUACGGCAUCAAAACGUACGGAGAGCUCCGGGAACAAAAACCAGCCCUGCGGAUCGCCACCUCGGUCGACGACGGGACCAACUUUAUCGGAUACGUCGCCAACGAGUUCUUGAAUGCCCACCAGAUUUCAAAAGCCACUGUGGAGGCAUGGGGAGGGGUCUUCCUGACAGCUCAAAGGCCAGAGCAGUGUGUGGCGCUAGUCGAGGAAGGGAAAGCGGACGCUCUUCUUCAAGAAGCCAUCAUGACACCAUGGUGGAGCGGACUGAUCGAGAACAAUAGACUGAUACCGCUACCAGCUGAACCAGGCGCAUUGGAGGUGCUGCAACAAUCUCUUGGGCUAGGAGCGAACUCUCUCCCCUCCGGCUUUUGGAAGAACUUGACCCAGGAUAUCCCGGCGUUGGAUUUCUCCGACUUCGUCAUCUUGGUUAGAGACGACAUGCCGAAAGAUGUGGCGUAUCUUCUUGCCUGGUGCCUUGUGGAGACGAGGCACAUGAUCGAGGGACAAUACAAGCAUCUUCCCCCCGAGAAGAGCCCGUUGAGUUAUCCUCUGGAACCGAAAAAGAUAGCACGCCCUCCGAUUCCGCUCCACGAGAGUGCAAGGGGGUAUUACUCCAAGGCAGGCUAUAUAUAG